Messenger RNA from Paramecium tetraurelia, 1164 nucleotides. RefSeq lists its product as uncharacterized. Gene Ontology annotation, molecular function: protein serine/threonine kinase activity; ATP binding. The record is from RefSeq and is a predicted model, not a curated record. The transcript is spliced from 3 exons. Lineage: Eukaryota; Ciliophora; Oligohymenophorea; Peniculida; Parameciidae. Gene Ontology annotation, cellular component: cytoplasm; autophagosome. Gene Ontology annotation, biological process: autophagosome organization; autophagy; peptidyl-serine phosphorylation.
AUGUGGCAACUUACUAAUGAUUCAUAUCUUAAAUUCACAACCCUUCCAGAAAUUUUGAAGAGACCAGAUGCUAAAACCAAAUAAAUAAGCAUAGACAACAAAAUAAUCUAAGAGGAUCAAACUGAAAAUACAGAAAUUCGGCCAAAAAAAGUACACAUGAAACCAAGACUGCCUGUUUUAUCAAAUUUGCUAUUGAAGCCAAAGCAAGCUCCUACUUCACCUAGAUAAAAUAAAGAAGAAAAUAAAGUUAUUAAGAAAUAAAGAAUGGAACCUGUUAAAUCAGUAGUUUAAAUUAGAUCAAAUUCAAAUGCACCAUAAAUGGUAAAGAAACUAACAAGUGAAAAAUUAGAUAUAAAGGAAUCACCUCUAAUUGAGUUAAAACCUUAAAAAAAAUUGGUCACUUUAGAUGAAUAUGAAAUCUAGGAAGUUAUUGGUUAGGGUUCUUAUGCGAUUGUCAGAAAGGGAGUGCAUAAGGUGCAUGGUGAGGUUGUGGCAAUAAAAGUGUAUUCUAAAGAAAGAUUGUAUGAUCCUUAACGUGCUCGUGCAGUAGCUAAAGAAAUUCAAAUUCUUAGAUAAUGCAAUCACAAGAAUAUAAUCCGUCUAAUUAAAGUUGUAGAGUCUAAUAAAAAUAUUAAUUUAAUAAUGGAAUAUGGAGGCGAUCAAUCAUUGAAAAAGGUUAAAAAUCUUUCAGAAUUUGAGAUUCAAUUAGUUUUCUUUUAACUAUUAAAGGCUGUUAGUUAUUUACACAAUAAAAAAAUAGUUCAUAGAGAUAUCAAAUUGGAUAACAUUUUAAUAAAUGCAUAAAAAGAGAUCAAACUGAUUGAUUUUGGUUUUGCUACUGAAGUAGAUGGGUACAUUAACACAACAUAUGGAACUCCUUCUUACAUGAGUCCAGAAAUGCUCCCUCCAAAUCCAAGAUACAAUGAGAUAACUGAUAUCUGGAGUUGUGGAGUGGUACUCUACGCUUUAUUGUUUAAUAAGUUUCCCUUUAGUGGUCAUACAGAAAAAGAAUUACAAAUGAAAAUAAAAAAAUAAGAUCUGCAUAUUUAAUCAGCCGACGAAGAGAUUGUUGAGGUGUUGAUAGGUUGUUUAGAAAGAGAUGUAGAUAAAAGGAAAACCGCAGAUUAAUUAUUAAAAACACUCUGGAUGAUUUGCUUAGAUUGA